This is a messenger RNA of Meloidogyne enterolobii, 681 nucleotides long. Lineage: Eukaryota; Metazoa; Nematoda; Chromadorea; Rhabditida; Meloidogynidae. The record is from the annotation of a GenBank genome assembly.
UUCUUUUAAAUUUUAUAUCCGCAAUUGUCGUACCGCACGGGCACAACAAUUCAAUAAAAGAAUUCAGGAACACUUAGUCAACCGUCCAUCCGAUUUGAGCAAUCAAAGAGCCCUACUCAUCACCCAGCUAAAACAUCAGAAGGGGAAGAAAUCCAUGAAACAUACGAGGAGUUCUGCGAGGAUGAGGAUAUUUAUGGCGAAUCAUUGCUUGGGUUAGCAGGUGGCCGUCCGUAUGCAAGGCGUCGAGAUGUUUCCAAGUCUCUGGAUGAGCAGAGGGCCAAAGCUGAAGGAUGGAGGGAAAUUUUAAUGCGUAAAGGGCGACAAGAGCGUUUAAGCACUUCUAUGGGCGAUGUGAUUGUUCACAGCGAGGAGGAAGGAGAUCCUACUGAAUGUGGAAAACCCGGUGACAAUCGUGAUUAUUUGGAAAGUACACGUUCACUCACCUACCUUGAGUGGGUUCAUGAGCGACAAACUAGACGAAUGCAAACUCGUUCUGAGUGGUUUCUAUCACCUACUGCACCAUCAUGUACUAAUGGUGGAGCAUCAAGAAUUGAAGGCGGACGAAUGUGCUACUCUCGUAUAUCACAACGUUUUUCAGCUUCGCCCAUUCAUCUGCGUUUAUCUGCAAAGAAAGUAACACCAUCUCGAGAGGAAUAUACGAGGCAUUCAAAAAUUUCAUAA